Messenger RNA from Seriola aureovittata, 2353 nucleotides. RefSeq names its product scavenger receptor cysteine-rich type 1 protein M130-like. Gene Ontology annotation, cellular component: membrane. Lineage: Eukaryota; Metazoa; Chordata; Actinopteri; Carangiformes; Carangidae. The coding region runs from base 31 to 1356 and encodes 441 amino acids. The record is from RefSeq and is a predicted model, not a curated record. The transcript is spliced from 6 exons.
GGAGCUAACCACUGUGCUGGUGGUCUGGAAAUGAAACUCCACAAUGACUGGAAACCAGUGGAUGACCUUUCUUUUGACUGGAACCUGAGAACAUCAGCUGCAUUGUGUAGACAGUUGGACUGUGGAUCUGCUGUUUCUUCAAAAAUCAACAGCGGUUUCUCAACCAAACUUGUGUGGAAAAUAGACACUUCCAGUGUUUGGUCUGAUUCUGCACCGACAGAGUAUGUAUCAGAGAAACCCCACUACUCUUUUACCAGUGUGGAGAUCAUCUGCUCAGAGUCUGUCAGGCUGGUGAAUGGGACUACUCUGUGCUCAGGCAGAGUGGAGGUCAGAGCUGACCAGUCGUGGUCCACAGUGUGUGAAGGUGAUUUUGACUGGCAGGAUGCAGAGGUGGUCUGUAGAGAGCUUGGCUGUGGGGCUCCUUUAAAACUCCAGAGGGCGCUAUAUGAAAACAUACAGGCUCUUGAGUGGUCAAAAGAGUUCCGCUGCAGAGAAAAUGAGUCAACUCUGCUGGACUGUGACAGCUACGAGUCAGCUAGAAACACCUGUUCACCUGUAGGACUCACCUGCUCAGAGCCUGAUAAUGUCAGGUUGGUGGGAGGAGGCAGCCGCUGUGCUGGAACACUGGAAAUGAAACUCCAGGGUGACUGGAAACCAGUGGAUGGUGCUGAGGGUCUCCUGAAGGCACUAGCUUCAGUUUGCAGACAGCUGAAAUGUGGCUCUGUGGUUUCAUCCAAAAUUAAGCGCUCUGCACCAAAAUCUGUGUGGGGAGUCAUUUCUUCCAGGGUUAAGUCUGGAUCUGCACUGAGGGAGUAUAUGUCAAUGAGGCCCUGGUGGUCCCAGACCAACCUGGAGGUCGCCUGCUCAGAUCUGCUGUAUCAGCCAAUGAUUUCCAUCUCUCCCUCCAUCGAUUAUGUCCACGUCAGCUGCUCCAUUAAGCCACAAUACCCAGGAGGCUUUUUCCAGCUCAUCGUCUUCACUUCCAGCACAACACACACCUACACUGAGAAAGCUGUCAAUCACACUGCCCACUUUCUGUUUCCUGCUGGAUUCCAUGGCCACCAAGUGAACUACAGCUGUGUUUAUCACAUCUAUGUUUUCUCUCACAACUUCUCCUCGCAGAGCUGGCUGCUCUGUCUCAGUAUCCCAGCCUCUCCAGUAGUUAUUUUCACCAGACUUGGCCUGCUGUUGACUUUGGCAUUGUUUCUCUCUGCCAUUUAUUUCCAUAGAAAGGCCACCAGGGGGCAGAAGCCAGGAGGAAGGGGGAAAAUUAAGCUUGCCUGUUGUUCCCUGGGUGCUGCCAGGGCUGAAGAUGGGCUAAGUGACACGGCAGGUGUCCAGGAAACACAUUUCUGAGACUCAUCUUGCAUCCAAGUGGAUCAUUUAGCUGUUUUUUCUUUUAUCUUUGUCAAAGGAAAUAAAGUUACAGAGCUCUUCCUGUUAAAGUGAGUAACACCAGAUUAUUGAAGAGCAGUGAUGGCAAUCAACUUAGGGCAUUUACUGAAAUGCUGUACAUGUACUUAGGUGCAAUUUUGAGGUGCUUUUAUUGUCUUCAAGUAUUCCCAUUUCAUGCAUCUUUAUACCUCUACUCUGCUGUCCGUCAGAGGGAAAUAUUGUACUUUUUACUCUAACUAAAUGUAUUUUGCAGCUAUAGUUACUAGUUUGUAGUAUCAGAUGUCACAAAAUCUACUCUUUGAUAAUUGGAUAAAAAUGUAUAAUUGAUUUAAAAUAAAAACAGGCUGAAUAUGACAUUCUUACUGCACUGACACACAGUUGUGUAUAAAGACAUUUACUCCAUUUUCUCCAUCCCAACCAACUACAAUAGUAAAAGGCUACUUACUUAAAUAAUGUAAAUAAUGCAUAUAUGCAUUAUAUAAUACUAUCAAAGAAGCCAUUUUUCUGCGUUUCUGCAUGAGUUCUCAACUUUUGAUACAUUUAAGUACAUUUUGCUGAUAAUACUGAUAAACUUCUGAAUACAUGACCUUUACUUGUAACAGAGUACUACAGUAAAGUACCUGCACACUUCUUCCACCACUGUUGAAGAGCAAGUCAGAACAUUUCACUGUAAUGAAUGUUUCUCCUAUCUCCAAGAUUAUAUUGCUUCAUUAUUAUUUACUGGUACAUAUAUUGCAUUUAGUCAGUCAGAGAUCUGAAGAGGACAAAAUUUAAAACUUGUGCAUGUACAUAAUAUGCAGUAGUUGAUUUGCUGCAAGGUUCUGACCACUAACCUGACAACAAUCAUGUUCAGAUGCAAUGUUAAAGCAUGUAUAAGAAUAUAAAUCACAUUUUUAUCUUCUGUGUGAUGGUAUUAAUGAGUCUCCAUUCUAAAUGUAAUAUACUGUAUAGCAGUCUG